Messenger RNA from Paramormyrops kingsleyae, 1672 nucleotides. NCBI's taxonomy places the organism in Eukaryota, Metazoa, Chordata, Actinopteri, Osteoglossiformes, Mormyridae. The record is from RefSeq and is a predicted model, not a curated record.
UUUUAAUGUCGCACUCGCGGGAUGGACGCGUGAUCCUUAUAUUCGUCAUGUAUUUUAAGUCGUUCCAUAUACCAAUGAUCCCAUGGUGGCAGUAUUGGCAAAGAAAUAGUUGGAGGUGUAGCUGAAAUAUCUUCCUUCCCCUUCUCGGUUAUAUGCAGAGAGGUGAAUGCAGCCUCCUGAGUCGGAAUAUAAUUUUCUCUCGAUACCGGGAAGCUGAAAAAUACAGCGAACAGGUUAUUUUGUAUAGGCGUAUUUUUAAAGACCGUAAUGACUGAUAAUGUCUUUGGAACAGAAAAUAUAGUUUAAUGGUGGAAACGGCUACAUCAACAUAAUGGAGAUCAACCAAUACAAAAGGACACACCAGUAUGGCUGGGCAUUUUUUCAUUUUGCGGUUCUGUGGUUGUUGUGCAAAAGAGGAUCUUGUCAAGUCCGUUACUCCAUCCAGGAGGAAUUACCGCUUGGCACCGUGGUGGGGAAUGUGGUUAAAGACGUGGGACUGGAUAAAAGUGGCCUGGUCGAUCGGAACCUGCGCAUUGUGACGGGAACAAAGCAGGACCUUUUCCUUGUAAACCAGAGAGACGGCGCUUUGUUUGUCAACCAGAGGAUAGACAGAGAGGACCUAUGCGGUAAAACUGUUCAAUGUUUAAUUAACCUUAAAGCUGUGAUAGAAAACCCACUAGAAAUACAUUACGUUACUGUAGAAAUUGUGGAUGUUAACGAUAACGCUCCCAUCUUUCCGGACAAAGAUUAUCGUUUAGAAAUAUCAGAGUCUGCCAUGUCUGGGGCGCGCUUUCAAUUGGAAGGUGCGCAUGAUUCCGAUGUGGGUUUAAAUGGCUUACUGAUCUAUAAACUGAGCCAGAACGAUAAGUUUCAGUUAGAGAUAGAAGAGUUAAGUAAAGACAGUAAAAAUCUAUUUUUAGUUUUACAGAAACCAUUAGACAGGGAACACACCCCACAAUACAAUGUAGUUGUGACUGCUUUAGAUAGCGGCAAUCCUCAAAAAUCCGGCAUUUUAAAUAUCACUGUUGUCAUACUGGAUAUCAAUGACAACGCGCCAGUUUGCGGUCAGCAGAAAUAUACAGUUAGCGUGCCUGAAAACAUUCCGCCCGGUACAUUUUUAUCACGCGUAAAUGCUUCCGAUAAAGAUGAAGGCACGAAUGGCAUGGUUGAGUAUUCCUAUCGAAAUAAAUUCAGGAACAGCGAUUCAGAAUUAUUUGAAAUUAAUAGAAAAACGGGAGAAAUCAAAGUAACAGGUUCAAUUGAUUUCGAAAGGAAACAAUUUUAUGAGCUAAAUAUACAGGUCUCAGAUGGCGGAUCAGUACCAUUGUCCACUCAUUGCAAUGUGUUUGUGAAGGUGGAGGAUGUGAAUGACAACACACCUGAGAUAGACAUCACCUCCAUUUCAAGCCGGAUUCCCGAGAAUACGUCUGUAGGUACUGUGGUGGGGCUGAUUGGAGUAACUGAUCUGGAUUCAGGUGUGAAUGGACAGGUAGUUUGUACACUACCUGAAGACGUCCCAUUUGACCUGAAACAUUCAACUGAGAACAAUUUCUAUUCGUUAGUGACAAAGAGCCGCUUAGACAGAGAGUUGGUAACACAGUAUGAGAUAAUUAUAACAGCGAGGGAUCUGGGAUCCCCUUCGUUAUUCUCCGUUAAGACAGUCCGCGUGGAA